AGCAGCACUUGAACGCAGCACCAGGCUUGUGUCAAACUCCAAGGUGGGACCGGGUGGGACCUUUUAUAUAUGUCAAUGGGUGGGACUAGCUAGCUAGCUAGUAGGUGAGACAGACGCGCCCUCUCCAGGAUGACAGCACAGGGGAAAGAAAAUAGAAAAGUAACCGCUGCUCGGUUUCACUAAUGUCUGCUUUAUGAACCCACACAAGUCAGAAGGAUCUGAGAGAAGUAUUUGAUCUCCAAGCUGUUUUUUUCUUAUCUUUUUCUUUUUUCACAGAGGAGGGAGGGACCUUUAACUUUCCAGCUUUAGCUAGUGCGUGAAAACAGCCGACAGUACCAACACGGGGAUAUAGGACGAACAGACAGAACUCUGCCUGAGGACAGAAACAGUUCAACAUCGAUUAACCAACGGCAAAAAACCAACCGCUAAACACGGGCGGGCGUUGCAUAGCUUUAAUGGAUCGAUACGAUAACAUGGAUUUGGAGUUGGAGUGUGACGGAGAAGCUCAAAAAUCAUCGCUAUUCGCUGGGAUGUUCAAAAGAUCCUCCAAGUCUGCAGAACCAGCUCUCCAAGCACAGUAGAUCAUCUACUGUGACUGUGAUCUAUCUAGACCUCGCCUGAUUGGAUGGAGACAGGAGGGGUGUUCAGUGGGAUGUUUAAAAAAUCGCCAAAGCCUUUUGGAGCGAGGACACAAUCUCAGCCUGUGAAGCAGACAAACUCAGAUGUCGAGGAUCCAGCUGUGGGCGGUGAAAAGUCAUCAGAUGACAAACAGGUCAAAAGCAAAAUGAUUCAGCAAGAGACAGAGGAAAGAAGUGAAACUCCAGUGGUCCCACCCAGACCAACUGAAGAGGAGAUGAAGAGGACGUCCACAUACGUCAAAGUAAAAGCCAAAGGAACUGAGGAUAACCAGGAUAACCAGGCUAUGAUCUCCAGAUCUGCCAGACCAUCAGACGAGGAGCUUAACAGAACAACGGGACAAAAGCAGAAUAGCAACCAUCAGUUUAAUUUGCUGCAGAGCCAAUCAGAUGGCGAAGGCCUCAAAAAAGAUGAAUCUGCAGAAGCCGAAGAGGAGGAAGAGGUGAACGCCCCAGAAAGCAAAACAGCUCAGUCCGAUGAUGAAGGGCUGAAAGAAGAAGAUGUUUCUUCACCCAAAGAAGAAAAGAAAGUCGAGGAGGGCCAGGACAAAACAGAGACCAAAGUCAAGAAACCUAAGAGACACAAUCCCUUCAUGCCUCGGGGCAAGGGCAAAAGUAUACAGAGGAGCUCGCAGGACGGUGCUGCAGGAAAAACAGCAGAGGGUGUCUGCUCAGCUCCCGACAACUCUCGACAUAAUGAAGGUGGAAAUAGAUCAUUGUUUGACCAGCUGGAGGACUUCCGUUUUGACCCAGCGCAGCCUGAAGACAGACAGGGUGUGGAGGACCUUAUGGAAUGGUGGAACACAGUGGAGUCUUGGGAGGACACGCUUCAAGAUGAUGACAUGACAGAAAAAGAAGAGGCCAAAGCGUUUGCUGUGACGGCAGACAAGGUGCAGAAGGGCAUCCGUGUCUUCAACAAACUGUUUUCGGAGCGCGCCGAGACCCUCUGGCAGCACGUCAUGGACCUCAACAGCAUCGCAGACGGCCUGGACAAGUUCAGCAAGAACACAAAGAUUGCUCAAAUCACCGGCGGCUCCACCAGCGCCCUCGGGGGCGUGGCCACCAUCACCGGCCUUGCCCUGGCCCCGUUCACCAUGGGAACCUCUUUGAUUGUGACGGCGGUGGGAUUGGGUGUGGCCACGGCCGGCGGGCUGACAUCAGCGGGGGCCGGCAUCUCCAACCAGGUCAACAACUCGAUGGACCGCAAGAAGGUGGAGAAGAUUGUGCAGGACUAUCAGGAGAAGAUGGACGACCUCAACAAGUGCCUGACGUUUGUCAAGCAGGGUAUCGAGAACCUGAGGAGGUUUGACCUGAUCAAAAUGAAAAAGCAUGCCUACAACCGUGACUUCCCAGCGCUCAAUUUUAAUUUCUACGAAGACGGCGCCAUGGCAGGAAAGGCCAUUCUCAACAACGCUAAUGAGAUCAUGCGGUUGGUGCAGAUCGCCAAUAUGGCGGGCAGCACAGCAGCCAGAGCGGUCCAGAUUGCCAGUAUGGCCACUGGUGUGCUCACGGGACUCUUUGUAGGCAUGGACAUCUACUUUGUGGCCAAGGACUCCAAAGAACUAAAGAAAGGGGCCAAGUCAGAGUUUGCUGCCAAAAUCAGGGAGGUGGCUUUGCAGCUGCAUGAUGGUCUGGUGGAGCUCAACGGGAUACGAGGGGAGCUGCAGACCACCACACCAGAAACCAACGCAGGCAAUAAUACAGCUGCUUUGGACAGUGACAAGAGAGAGAAAAAUGACAGUUCAAGUGAAGAUGAAAUCAACCGCAUUAAAAAAGCCAUUAAAAAGGACUAUGAGAACCGAGAUUAUGUUUGACGGAAAAUUUUAAACUGUGCAAAGGCCUUAAAGGGGCUGUGCUUGAAAUACUCGGAGAAAAAAAGCGGGCUGGGAUUGCCCUCACACGGCACUCCCAGACCAUAGAGACAGAGCGCAUCGCGUCAUACGCUUUGGGUUGGCAGCUUAUAAAAACGUAAUUUAUGGGUUCUUUACAUUGUUGGUAGUGAGUAUCACCACACAGCAGCUUUUAGGAAAGGCAAGGCAGCUUUAUUUGUUUAGCACAUUUCAGCAACAGGGCCAUUCAGAGAGCUUUACCUAAAACGUUAGGUAUUUUUCUGUUGUUUUCUAGCAGACGGAAUUGACGAGGAUGCUCCUUCACGCAAUACAAGUCAAUGGAGAGCGGCGCAGUGGGACUUAAAUGCGCUCUGUCUCUAUUGCCCAAUAAGUUAAAUACUAAAAAGAUUUAGUAAGUAAAGACAUUUUUUGUCACAGCCACAUGCACUUAACAUGCACGCACAGCUGGACCAGGUAUCAGAACAAAGAGUAGAGAAGCUUGUGACUUUAUUCUCUGCUCAGGAGGCCAUUACUCAGUCCCUUUAAACUGUGCUUUGUUAUUAGGGUUUCGGAAGUGUCAGUUUCUUCUCCUUCAAAAUGUCUCCAAGUGUUUUUGAAAGUACCGGCUCAUAACUCAAGCUUACUGCUGCAUUGUUGGCAUCUGCGAGGUGGUUGGUGCUAAUUUCUUAAAAUGGAAAACUACAAUCAUGCCGGUUUCUAAAUGAGGGAACUCCCCUCUUGAUGAAAUGUAGUAGUUUCUAAAACCUCCGGACUUUUCUUUUAGGGAUGUGACUUCUUGAAUCUAAACAGCAUUUACACUACUGAGAGGAACUGAGGCUUUGCGGUAGAUAAAGUAUCACAUCUGCUUCUCUGGCUGUUGUGACAACGGGUGUGAAAUGGGAUACAAAGAUUUAACUAAAUCAUGUAUUUGGAUAGUACAGUUUUACAUGAGUGAAAGAAAUAAGUACAAAGUAUUUUGUAGACUUUAAAGUGUUGCUUAGAGUCUCAUUAAAGUGUGCUGGUUCAUAUUGAAA
Messenger RNA from Perca fluviatilis (European perch), 3498 nucleotides. RefSeq names its product apolipoprotein L, 1 (gene apol1). The coding region runs from base 626 to 2449 and encodes 607 amino acids. Gene Ontology annotation, biological process: lipid transport; lipoprotein metabolic process. Gene Ontology annotation, molecular function: lipid binding. Lineage: Eukaryota; Metazoa; Chordata; Actinopteri; Perciformes; Percidae. The transcript is spliced from 19 exons. Gene Ontology annotation, cellular component: membrane; extracellular region. The record is from RefSeq and is a predicted model, not a curated record.